CCUUCACCUGUCGAUCACCACCCUCUUACUCACAAGUGCCAGUCAUCGUCGCUGUCCUGAACCGUUGACUCCUUGCUCGUCGCUCACUUGAGAGUCUAACUUUGCAGCAAAAUGAACGCUUACCUCACUCGAAGUGUUCUGGCGAGUGCAUCUCGAUCACGAUGCCUAUCCACCUCUGCCGUCCUGCGCAUUGAGCCAAACAUCAAGUCAACCACGAACAAUCCCUCCAACCCUGCCAACCCCAGUCCUCCUCCUAGAGCCGCGGCAACUACUCCUACUCCGGGCUCUCGUCCGCUAGAGAAGGCCGCUGAUCCAACAGACUCGUCGGCACGGGCUCCUGCUGCCGAGCCUGCUGCUCCUGUACACAGCGAGCUCAAGAAGAAGCUUGUUCGUAUGGCUGCUAAGCUUAUGGGAUACAACAGUCGUACCACGACUGCUAUUCGGGUCACGAGUGACCUGUAUGAUCGUUGCGCUGAGAGGUGGGAACUUGACAAGGACUUUUGGCAAGGAGAAUGUCACCUGCCGCCCACUUACCAGUCUUGGUUCCAAGUGACCAACAUCCACGUUAUGCUGCUGCUUCUACGCUUCAGAGCGAUGGAGCCAAAGGACUCUGCCGUGUAUCAGCAAGAGAUCAUCAACCACUUCUUCAUCGAUGCAGAGUACCGAAUGCGCCAGCGCUUCGGCGUGCAGACGUCCCGACUGGUCAAGGGUUACAUGAAGGAGAUGCAUACCCAGCAUCGUGGAGCCCUAUUGGCCGUCGAUGAGGCGGUUGCUAUGCUUGGCUCUGAAGGAGAGGGAGACUCGCGCUUGGCCAUGGCGCUCUGGAGGAACGUCUUCGGCGCUGGCUGGGGUGAUGUGGGAGGCGUACUCUCCAAGGUACGAGGAAUCGACAAGUCCGCCAAAGGUGCACCGGUCGUGCCCGGUGUUGGCCCGGUGCUCGCAAAAGAUCGAGGACCAAGCGCCGAGGACCCCAGGUCACGUUCGCCCUACGCGGCCGCUCUCGCUCAGCAGCGCCAGAAUGCCAUCAAUCAAGGCAAGGUUUCCUCUGAAAUCGAUUCUGCGGACCCUCUGGCAGCAGAACAUCCUGAGCUGGCCUUCCCCAUUGUCCUCUCUCGCUUGACCACCUUCUUCCUCCGAGAGCUACGUCGCCUUGCAGCCAUCUCCGACCAUGAAGUCGAAUUGGGCAUGCUCUCCCGCCCUUCAGGUCCAGAGCGUCCAGCACCUCCUAAGCAUAUCGAGCCCGAGAAUGUAGCCCGAGUGGGAGCUGGAGAGAGGGCAGAGAGGCUGAACAACCAGCCUCUGGGACUGGAUACACAGGUUGAGACUACGAGGGAUGGAGAGAUGGGACAUGGAGAACAUCAGACGGUGGGACAGCAGUCGAGCAUUGCAAACUUUUCAAGGCCGUAGAAGGAGACUGAAGAAGGGAAAGCGUCACUAUGUACCACGUGCUUGUCGCUAAUUCAUAUCAAGGAUAUCGUUGACGAAGAAG
Molecule: messenger RNA, 1489 nt
Organism: Microstroma glucosiphilum
Lineage: Eukaryota; Fungi; Basidiomycota; Exobasidiomycetes; Microstromatales; Microstromataceae
Exons: 2
Coding region: 112-1407 (431 amino acids)
Biological process (GO): mitochondrial respiratory chain complex III assembly
Cellular component (GO): mitochondrion
Source: RefSeq, a predicted model, not a curated record